Molecule: messenger RNA, 1431 nt
Organism: Ixodes scapularis (black-legged tick)
Lineage: Eukaryota; Metazoa; Arthropoda; Arachnida; Ixodida; Ixodidae
Product: alpha-L-fucosidase-like
Exons: 10
Biological process (GO): glycoside catabolic process; fucose metabolic process
Cellular component (GO): lysosome
Molecular function (GO): alpha-L-fucosidase activity
Source: RefSeq, a predicted model, not a curated record
UUGUUGUGCAUCGUUACCAAGGCGUCAACGUCCUCUGCCAGGGAGUACUACGCCCGCUGGGAUCAUCUGGACAGCAGGCCUGUGCCAGCGUGGUUUGACGAGGCCAAGGUGGGUGUACUGCUCUACUGGGGCGUGUUCUCGGUGCCGAGCUUCGGCUCCGAGUGGCUCUGGUACCACUGGAAAGGGCGACAGAACAGCCUCUUCUCGGACUUCAUGCGCGCCAACUACAGGCCCAACAUCACGUACCAGGAGUUUGCAUCGAAGUUCACCUGCGAGUUCUACAACCCCGAACACUGGGUCGAUCUACUACAGCGAUCGGGCGUCAAAUACGCUGUGUUCACAGCAAAGCACUUUGAGGGCUACGCGAUGUGGCCAUCCAAAUACUCCUGGAACUGGAAUUCUAAGGACGUGGGCCCUGAAAGAGACCUGCUUGGUGACUUCGCCCGAGUCCUGAGGGCCACUAGCCGUCUCAAGCUUGGGGUCUACUACUCUCUGUACGAGUGGUUCAAUCCCCUGUUCCUCGAUGACAGAGAAGCCAGCUACAAGAAAAACGAAUUCGUUAGGCACAAGAUAGCUCCGGAGCUGCACGACCUGGUCCGCAGGUACGAGCCGGACCUGGUCUGGUCCGACGGAGACUGGGAGGCCCCGGAGAGCUACUGGGAGAGCACCAAGUUCCUCGCAUGGCUCUACUCAAACAGCACCGUCCAAGAUACAGUGGUGACAAACGACCGAUGGGGCAAGGGCCUGUGGUGCAAACACGGCGACUUUAGGAACUGCAAGGACGGGAACAAUCCAAAAGUACUGCAGAAGCGCAAGUUUGAAAACGUCAUGACCCUGGACAGGCUCUCGUGGGGCUACCGCAGAAACGCCAGACUCCGGGAUUUCCUCAGUGACUACGACCUUGUGCGAACCCUAGUCGAGACUGUGAGCUGCGGCGGCAACCUUCUUGUCACCGUGGGUCCCACACACGACGGACGCAUACCGCUGCUAGUCGAAGAGCGGCUCGUCACCCUGGGCCAGUGGCUAACUCUCCACGGGGACGCCGUGUUCGGGUCGAGACCCUGGGUCGCCCAGAACGACUCUGUGUCCGGAAAUGUCUGGUACACGUCUUCCGAGAUGCCCCCAUCAGCUGCGUCGAACGGGUCCACUCCAAGGGCCGCAACACCGUCUGCACUCGAGACCGAGCCUCUGGUGCAUGCCUUCCUACUAGAGUGGCCUUCCAGCGGCCUGCUGCGUCUCGGCUCGAUAUCGCUCAGCGACAAUAGCCAGCUAAGCCUAGUCGGCGCGACGCAGAAGCUCAGCUGGAAGGCCGUGGGUGACAUGGUCAUCGUGAACCUGCCUACGCCGCCGGUCAACGUCGCCUCAAGAGUCGGUGUUUGGGUAGUGCGGAUGAGCGGCGUACAGCCAAGACCCACGCGGCGCGUUUCUUGA